CAACCGGACUAGAAAUACUCAAAUUGGGGUGAUCGAGUCCUCGCAUUUUUGACCAUCAUGCGGCCGGUAUCACGCAUCACAGCCGUUGAAUGUUGAGUGGAAAGAUUAGAAAGAACUGUUGAGACUACAUGUAUUUGCUAUGCCCCUUUCUUCACUACACUCAAAUUUGUUCCCCUGCUCUCUUCUUUCUUUCUGGGUCUGUGAAUACCGAAUAGCAACCGCUUUGUAAACAUGAAGGUUGCAGUCAUCGGAGCAGGUUCUUCAGGACUAGUUACUCUGAAAUAUCUUGUUUCUGCUCACACUUUCCUCGGCGCUGAGCCCAUUGAAACACUGUUAUUCGAGAGCGAAGACACCAUCGGCGGCACAUUUCAAGCCAGGACCUAUGAAGAUGCCGAGCAAAAUUCACAGCUUGUCAGUUCUAUGCAGCUUACUUCCUUCUCAGACUUCCGUCUCCGUGACGACGACCCCGACUUCGUCUCUGCCGAGCGCUACGUCGAGUAUCUCCACGAGUACUGUGACAAAUUCAAGCUUUGGUCCCAAAUCAAACUCUCCACCACUGUGGUAUCGGUGAAGCCCAACAUCAAAGGCAAGGGUCAUACAAUUACGUAUUCAGCCAAAGGAACGGGGAAGCAAAAGAGUUGGACCUGUGAUGCGAUUGCAGUGUGCUCUGGCCUGCAUGUCACCCCUAACCUGCCCGAAAUCCCGGGGCUGGAGGACCAUGUGCCCUUGGUGAUGCAUUCAUCCCAGUUCAAAUCCAGCUCACAGUUUGGAACUAAUAAGACAGUCAUGGUGCUUGGAAGCGGCGAGACAGGAGCAGAUAUAGCGUACCUGGCCGUUAUCUCACCCACCAAGCAGGUUGUGAUGUGCCACCGCAGUGGCUUCCAUUUUGCACCCAAGAGAAACCUCAGUCCCGUCUUGUUUUCUGUCCUUGGGGGUACACCCAAUAGCACUCUAACAGUGCCAUUGGACAAUGCCCGAGCAAGUCUCUUCGACACAGCCUAUGUCCACCCUCUGUGCGCAACUCCAAUGCCCUAUGGACAUUCUACGACCGGAGGUCUCGACCAGAUUGUCGGAGAACCUUCCCCAGAGAAGGACCAUGUUAGCAAAAUUUUCUUCAACAAGAGCAGCAAAGCAUCUCCCUACAUCUCGCACCCCUAUCGUCUCAACUCCAAAAGAAGUCUUGUCGACCGCAUCCGCUCCGGUAUCAUCCAGUCGCCCGUACCUUCCACCAAUGAUCGACAGAUUGACUUGGCCCCUUGGCCCGAGUCAGUCUCCUCCGACGGAGAGAUACACUUUCAAGACAAUGAACGGCCGGAGUUUCAGAGGGUCAAAGACGGGAAUAUCAAGCCCGACAUUGUCAUCUGCUGUACAGGCUACAAGCAAACCUUUCCUUUUCUGGACAGAGAUCACUACACCACGGCAGAAGAGGCCAACGUGAGAAAUAUCUGGCACGACAGAGACCCAACAGUGGGAUUCAUUGGGUUCUUGAGACCAAGUCUAGGGGCGAUCCCGCCGUUGGCGGAGAUGCAGGCUCAGCUGUGGAUUCUGAGCAUCAUGGUUCCAGAAAGGGUGCCUGAGUUGAGGCCGGAGGAUGAGCCGCACUACAGGUUGUUACAUGGCAAGGAUAGCCGGAUCAGAUAUGGUAACGAUCAUGAGAGCUAUGUGUACCAGCUAGCAUUGGAUAUGAACUCCGCAGUUGGGCUCGCAGAGAUUGUCAAGAGGUCGUGGGAAUGA
Molecule: messenger RNA, 1734 nt
Organism: Podospora pseudopauciseta
Lineage: Eukaryota; Fungi; Ascomycota; Sordariomycetes; Sordariales; Podosporaceae
Exons: 5
Coding region: 232-1734 (500 amino acids)
Molecular function (GO): N,N-dimethylaniline monooxygenase activity; NADP binding; flavin adenine dinucleotide binding
Source: RefSeq, a predicted model, not a curated record